This is a messenger RNA of Etheostoma spectabile (orangethroat darter), 1823 nucleotides long. RefSeq names its product carbonic anhydrase IV b (gene ca4b). Gene Ontology annotation, molecular function: carbonate dehydratase activity; zinc ion binding. Gene Ontology annotation, cellular component: plasma membrane. The transcript is spliced from 8 exons. The coding region runs from base 127 to 1101 and encodes 324 amino acids. The record is from RefSeq and is a predicted model, not a curated record. Lineage: Eukaryota; Metazoa; Chordata; Actinopteri; Perciformes; Percidae.
UAUAUCAGUGUUUACAAGAAUCAGGAGUCAUAAAAUGGAGGCAUGAGGUGUGGGUGGGAUUGAGAGGUGGGUCUACCUGUCUCAUAACAGACUGGUUGAACUCUGUUUCUGCCAUCAUCUACCAAAAUGUUCAAGUCAAAGCAGGCAAACUCGGAAAGAUACAAUACAUUUACAAUGCUGCUUGUACCUGUUUUAUUUUGCUUUGCAUCUUUCUCGAAGGUUGUCUCAGGGGCAGAUUGGUGCUACCAGUCCCAAGUUACAUGCAAUCACACCUGCACAGGUCCAGAAGAAUGGGGAGUGGUUUCACAGUACUGCAGUGGCAGAUCUCAGUCUCCAGUGAACAUUGUUACAAGGAGAGUACUACCAGAUGAACGGCUCACUCCUUUUCACUUCACUGGCUAUCAAGAGGUUUUUCAUGGUCGCCUCAUCAACAACGGACACACGGUUCAACUGGAUUUACCCUCUAGUAUAAGGAUCGAAGAAGGAAAUCUGGUUACAUCUUACAAGGCAGUUCAACUUCACCUGCAUUGGGGCAAAGAUGGAGGGCCGGGCUCUGAACACACCAUUGAUGGAGAGCAAUUUCCAAUGGAGAUGCAUAUUGUCCACAUAAAAGAAGAACACAACAAUUUAUCCCAGGCUGUAGAAGACCGCACAGGGGUGGCAGUUCUUGGAUUUUUAUUUGAGGAGUCCAAGUCUGCAAAUAAGAAAUUUGAUCCCCUUAUUAAUGCUCUGAAUAACAUCACACAACCCACCAACAGCACGACACUGACGGGUGUGUCCCUGGAAAUGUUAAUACCUCCUCAAAAAAAUAUGACCAAGUACUUCCGUUAUGAUGGCUCUCUCACUACACCUGACUGUGAUGAAGCUGUCGUCUGGAGCCUGUUCGAAAACACAGUUCCUCUGAGCAGGAACCAGCUCGCUGCGUUCUCCAAGCUGCAGUUUUCCAAUGGAAAGCAGAUGGUAGGAACCUACAGACCAGUGCAGCCCUUGAACACACGGCAGGUGUAUUACUCUGGAGGUCAUGUUGCUUUGGCUAGCGCUUUGUUACUCAUCAUGUUAGUGCUGGUGUCCACUGCCCUUUCCUUGUCUCCCUCCACCUAACAUUUAUUAAUAAAUAACGCUGUCUACAUGUCCACUGAUGAUGUCCAAUAUGAAAUGUUAUGUACUGCAUAUUUAACAUUGUGUGAAUCUACUGUAUGCACUGUGUGCGGUUGUAAAGACAACCUAAUACUUCAAAGCAUGCGUCAUAAUUAAUUUCUAUCUUUGUUUUGUGUAUCAAAUGUGAGUUGUUGUACAUUUAGCAUCUUGACACCUCAUACUUUGUCAAAUUAUUUUGCAACAAACUGCACUGAAGUUGACUGAAAAUACUGAUGAAUCAUUUUCACUUUUGUUUGCACAGUUACAGAACGUUUUAGUGACUAAUAGCACAUGAUGUUACCUGAUGUGAUACGUUAUCACAAUACACGCGAUUGUAAUCCUGAAGUGCUUCCUUCCCGUCUGCAGAUAUUUGAACUCUGAACGUUCUUUUCUCACAGUGUCCAGUGAAUCAUCUAAAUGAUGUUGCUUGUUUAAAAGGUUCAGACUUUGGUACAUGAUGUUUUAUCUCAGCUGUUCGUAAAACAUGAUGUAAUAGCAUAAGUGUAAUUGCUACUGUGGAGAAAUUAAAUGUGGCAUUUUUAAGAUUUUUGCUGUCUUCAUUUACACAAAUUAUAACAUGGUGUUGUAAUAAAAGUUGCACAUGCACAUAUUUUCUUCCAAUCUAGGUUACUGUAUUGCACUUUACAUUAGUAACAGUCAGAGCGUCACUUCCUCUAACAUCCUCU